This is a messenger RNA of Rattus rattus (black rat), 1290 nucleotides long. Its product is annotated as 17-beta-hydroxysteroid dehydrogenase type 6. Bases 15 to 968 code for a protein of 317 amino acids. Gene Ontology annotation, molecular function: oxidoreductase activity. Lineage: Eukaryota; Metazoa; Chordata; Mammalia; Rodentia; Muridae. The transcript has 4 exons. The record is from RefSeq and is a predicted model, not a curated record.
GACAUUCCCUCAUAAUGUGGUUUUACCUGGUGACUCUUGUGGGCCUUUACUACCUUCUGCGUUGGUAUCGUGAAAGGCAGGUGGUGAGCCAUCUACAUGACAAGUAUGUCUUCAUCACGGGUUGUGACUCUGGCUUUGGGAACCUGCUGGCCAGACAGCUGGACAGGAGAGGCAUGAGGGUGCUGGCUGCAUGUCUGACUGAGAAGGGAGCAGAGGAGCUGAAGAGCAAGACAUCUGACAGGCUGGAGACAGUGAUCCUUGAUGUUACCAACAGAGACAGUAUUUCAGCAGCCACUCAGUGGGUGAAGGAGCGUGUUGGAGACAAAGGACUCUGGGGUUUGGUUAACAAUGCAGGUGUGUUUCAAGCAUUUGCCUACAUUGAGUGGUGCCGACCGGAGGACUGCGCAUCUAUCUUUCAAGUGAACCUCAUUGGUUUGGCACAGGUGACUUUGAGCAUGCUUUUCCUGGUGAAGAAGGCUCGGGGCAGGAUCGUCAACGUCUCCAGUGUUUUGGGAAGAGUUGCAUUGUUUGGAGCAUUCUACAGUUGCUCCAAGUAUGGAGUUGAGGCAUUUUCAGACGUUCUAAGACGUGAGAUCCGAGAUUUCGGGGUGAAAGUCAGCAUAAUUGAACCUGGAAGCUUCAAAACGAGAAUGACUGACGUAGAGCUAAGCAUUGAGAAAAUCAAGAAAACCUGGGAGGCGACCCCUGAGCACAUCAGGGAGUCCUACGGACAGCAGUUUUUUGAUGACUUUUGCAACACCACCAGACGAGAACUGAAGAAGUGCAGCACCAACCUGAGCCUGGUCACAGACUGCAUGGAGCACGCUCUGACCUCCAAGUGUCCUCGCACCCGGUACUCAGCUGGCUGGGAUGCCAGACUUUUCUUCAUCCCUCUGUCUUAUUUGCCUACAUCACUGGUAGACUGCCUAUUGGCCAUAUCUAGGCGCAAGCCAGCUCAGGCAGUCUGAAGGAUCCUGGGUCGGCGGCUCUGGGAAUGAAGAAACAACUCAGUUAUUCCCAGCUCAAGCUGUGUGCGCUGACCUACUUUCUUGCCUAAACCACGUAUGGGCUGUCUUUUCCUCUCUCUACACCCACAGGCACCUGGUCUCGCUCUAUAACCCUGGCUGGCGGCAAACUCAUAGAAAACUGUCGUCUCUCUCUUAAUCAAGGCGUUUGCAUUCCAGGCAUAUAAAACUUAGUACUAACUUAGCCACUUUUUCCUGGGGAUAUUUCCAUAUUGUGUUAUUCUUUCUUGUCCUAUUAAAAAGUGUCCCAUCUAAGAACAAUUUA